GCGCAUGCGCGCGGCCAGGCAGCCUGGGCAGCGGGUCCUGCCUGUGACGGGUGGCGGCGGACGGUCCUGCCUGGAACAGCGGCGGCUGCUUGUCCAGACACCUGCGGCGGCGGCUACCCCGCGGCGGGCGCAGAGAUGUGGCCCCUGGUGGCGGCGCUGUUGCUGGCUUCGGCGUGCUGCGGUUCAGCUCAGCUACUAUUUAAUAAAACAAAAUCUGUAGAAUUCACAUUCUGCAAUGAAACUGUUGUCAUCCCGUGCUGUGUUAAUAAUAUAGAGGCAGAAAACCUUAACGAACUGUAUGUAAAGUGGAGAUUUAAAGGAAAAGACAUUUACACCUUUGAUGGCGUUGUCAACAAGUCCAAUACCUACGGUAAUUUUAAGAGUGCAAGAAUGGAAGUCCCGGAAUUACUAAAAGGGGAUGCCUCCUUGAAGAUCGAUAAGAGUGAAGCUGUCUUGGGAAAUUAUUCAUGUGAAGUGACAGAAUUAAGCAGAGAAGGCGAAACAUUCAUAGAACUAAAAUAUCGUGUUGUUCCGUGGUUUUCUCCAAAUGAAAAUAUUCUCAUUGUUAUUUUCCCAAUUUUUGCUGUACUCCUGUUUUGGGGACAGUUUGGUAUCAAAACACUUAAAUAUAAAUCCAGUCACAUGGAUGAGAAAACCAUUGCUGUACUUGUUGCUGGACUGGUGACCACUGCAGUUAUCAUUGUUGGAGCCAUUCUUUUCGUCCCAGGUGAAUAUUCAGUAAAGAAUUCUACUGGACUUGGUUUAAUUGUAACUACUACAGGGUUAUUAUUAUUACUUCACUACUAUGUGUUUAAAACAACCAUUGGCAUUCCCUCCUUCGUCAUUGCCAUAUUGGUUAUUCAGCUCCUGGCCUAUGUACUCGCUGUGGUUGGAUUGAGUCUCUGUAUUUCGGCAUGUAUACCAAUGCAUGGCCCUCUUCUGAUUGCAGGUUUGGUUAUCUUUGCUCUAAUCCAAUUACUUGGACUAGUUUAUAUGAAAUUUGUGGCUUCCAAUCAGAAGACCAUGAAUCCUCCUAGGAAAGCUGUAGAAGAACCCCUUAAUGCGUUUAAAGAAUCAAAAGGAAUGAUGAAUGAUGAAUAACUGAAGUGAAGUGAUGGACUGUGAUGUGGAGAGUAGUAAGACGUGAAAGGAAUACACUUGUGUUUAAGCACCAUGGCCUUGAUUCACUGUUGGGGAGAAGAAACCAAGAAAAGUAACUGGUUGUCAUUGUGGGGGAAAAUAAGUCAUUGACCCUCAAAUGAUUGUUACAGUUAAGUUUUUAUUCAAAGCAGCUGUAAUUUAGUUAAUAAAAGAAUUACGAUGUGCUGUGUGCCCAACUGAGAUCCAGUUUUUUUGUUAUUUUUAUUCAAUUAGGGGCAAAAGUAGAAUGGGCAGCUUCCAAGAAUGAUGCCUUUUAGAUCCUAGGACCUCUUGACUCUAGGUCACUACAGUUAAAGUUAGUUCAGGGUGAGAAUCACGUAGCACUAACCUGGUGGUUACCCAGAGAAAUCAAUGAAAAACAGUGGCUUCCAUCAAACCUUAGCAAACUCAGGUUCACAACAGCAUUGGCAGUUACGAUAUUAGCUGAAUAAUGUGUCUGCCACUUCAGGGUCAAUGGAAGAAUGAAUUAAGUACAGACAGGAAUUUGAUUGGGAACAUCUUGUAUGCCACCCACGUGUGAUGUGAUAUUGCUAGAGAUAGUGGUCUUCAUUCUUGGGGGUUGCCAUUCACACGUUCCCGUUCAAGAUACAGUGUAACAAAUCCUUUGCAGAUUUAGGGUAUUUUGAUUGAUGGAUUUGUUUUUCUUUUAUUCACACAACUCUUGAAAUCCUGUCUUGUCCUCCUGUUAUUUGCUUCUGCUGUACAAGAUGUAGCACCUUUUCUCCUCUUUGAACAUGGUCCAGUGACACCGCAACAUGCAGGAAGGAGCCAGACUUGUUCUCAGAGCACUAUGUUCACACUUUUCAGCAAAAAUAGCUAUGGUUGUAACAUAUGUAUUCCCUUCCUCUGAUUUGAAGGCAAAAAUCUAUAGUGUUUCUUCACUUCUUUUCUGAUCCGAGGCAUGAAAAACCAAGAUUGAAAUUUGAACUAUGAGUCUCCUGCAUGGCAACAAAAUGUGUGUCACCAUCAGGCCACCAGGCCAGCCCUUGAAAGGGUGGUUUUAUUACUGUUGUAUUCUGUGUUGCAUGAUAAACACUCAUCUCCUUCCUCCUGUAGUCCUGCCUCGUACUCCCCUUCCCCUAAGAUUGAGAAGUAAAACAAAACCCACAUUUCCUAUCCCAGUUAGAAGAAAAUUAACGUUCUGACAGUUGUGAUCGCCUUGAGUACUUUUAGACUUUUAGCACUUGUUUUUUACCUCUUCGUGGGUGUGUGUUUGUAUGUGCAUAUGUAUAAGAUAGGCACAUGCAUCUUCUAUAUGGACAAAAGUGGGCUACCUACAGUGCAGGAGCGCAAAGGUUAAUUUUGUGCUUUUAGUAAAAACAUUUAAAAACAAAGAUCUUUAUUGGGUGAAAUUAUAUUUGAUGCAAAUGUUUGAUCACUUAAAACUUUAAAAACUUCUAGGUAAUUUGCCAUGCUUUUUGACUGCUCACCAAUGCCCUCUAAGAAUACAUAAUUCUUCCUGUUUGUGUAAUAAGACAUCCAUAUUUGUAGUUGCAUUAAUAGUUAUUUCUUAGUCCACUGAAUGUUCCCAUGUGCCUCUUUUAUGCCAAAUUGUCGUAUUUCAUGUUGGGACCAAGUGGUUUGCCCAUGGCAAACCUAAAUUUAUGACCUGCUGAGGCCUCUCAGAAAACGGAAUACACUAGCAAGACAGCUCUUCUUGAA
Messenger RNA from Propithecus coquereli (Coquerel's sifaka), 2823 nucleotides. It is a transcript of the gene CD47, whose product is annotated as CD47 molecule. Gene Ontology annotation, biological process: positive regulation of phagocytosis; positive regulation of inflammatory response; positive regulation of cell-cell adhesion. The coding region runs from base 136 to 1101 and encodes 321 amino acids. The transcript is spliced from 11 exons. The record is from RefSeq and is a predicted model, not a curated record. Lineage: Eukaryota; Metazoa; Chordata; Mammalia; Primates; Indriidae. Gene Ontology annotation, molecular function: thrombospondin receptor activity. Gene Ontology annotation, cellular component: plasma membrane; extracellular exosome.